AAAACAUUGACUCCAACCACCUGCCUUGCUGACGUCGCAGCCAUUGUUGGAAAAGGGUGGCCAUCCACUCAACCAUCCACUACUCCAUCCAUCUGGACCAUCCAGGUUGCUCCAGAGGUACCAGAAGCUUCAAAUAUCUGUUUGCUGCUAUGUAAUGGUAUUUUAGCAGCUGCCCUCUUGAUCCGAUGCAUGGAUCUGGGCAGAAAAGAACUCUUCCUCAAUGUGUGCCUUUAUCUGCACGAAACCCGUCUGUGCUCUGAAUCAGCCACAAAAAUCUCUUAAUAGUGCGAUGAUCACGCUUAAGUUUUCGUGAAAAUAUCUAAUGUUUUUCAUACCUCGGUUCCAAAGGCAUUGAACUAUUUCACAUCUUUUCGGCAGCAGAGAGAUCCUUUUUCUCUUCCCAU
Molecule: messenger RNA, 404 nt
Organism: Staurois parvus
Lineage: Eukaryota; Metazoa; Chordata; Amphibia; Anura; Ranidae
Source: the annotation of a GenBank genome assembly